This is a messenger RNA of Varroa destructor (honeybee mite), 3639 nucleotides long. RefSeq lists its product as uncharacterized. The record is from RefSeq and is a predicted model, not a curated record. NCBI's taxonomy places the organism in Eukaryota, Metazoa, Arthropoda, Arachnida, Mesostigmata, Varroidae.
AGUAUACAACUAGCUGCGUAAAUUCCUACUGACUAGCAAGUGAUCCGCCCUCAAAAGUACCAGAGCCGUUUGCGAGGCGUACGCAAGCUUAAAAAGGCCUCCUAGGACAGCGCGUCGCGAAGUGUGUGGCUAAUAAUUAGCGUCAACGUUAGCAAAUGACGGUCGACCGAACGCCAGUAGAAGAAAGCGUUCCAAUAAGCGUUCGCGGGAUAUCGAGUCCCGUAUUAACAUGCCCGUUUCGACAGACAAAAUAGCAGCCAAUAACAACAAUGUCGACGACAGCAAGAAACGUUCUCCAAGGGAAAAAGAAACAGGACUUACACAUAUCGGAAUGAGAGAGCGAGACUAUUAUUUCAGUCUGCUUUUUUCACUCAUCACCCCCUCUUCCCUCUAUUUUUUUUUCCUUUCAUUUCAUCACUGUUCGAAAAAUCGAGACUCGGCUAAGCAGGUACCCUCUCUUAGCGUGCGCAUAUCACUUCUCCAGUCAACGGAGUACUCCAACCGCAACUGUUGACUCGGUUCGUUGACUCUUGUACGAACAGCCAUAGACGCGUAUAGGGGAAGGUGAUAGCUCUCGAAUGAGAAGCUGUUAUUAUGGUGGUAACAAGUGUGUACUGGCCGUUGACAUUUGCAGCAACUGCUCUUUAGCUGAAAGAACCCAUAUAUGACGGUAGAUAACAGAUACGUUAACAAUUAUAAGUGUACCCCAGCAGCUAAUUACAAACGUUUAACUUUUAGCAAUGAAAGUUAAUUAUAUGUUUACGCGUAAAUGUCAAUGAUGCCAAGGAUCGCGAUACCGUUUAUGGUAUGUUGUGCAGUAUUGACGGCGGUUUCAGCCCAUGAAGAGUACUAUCUGGAAGAGCUAUGUGGAGAAAACAUGGUGGUCAACUUGAACGAGACAAGCAAAUUUAUAAUACAGCUCUCGAAAAAUGAAGAUGAUUUAACCAGCACAGGUCGGCACGGUUCAUGUCAUGGAUUACUUCAUUUUCGUUGGUCAGGUUACCAGGAGCUCUGGGUUACAGUGAGGGUGCGAAAUGCCUCCUUCGUAAAAGACCCAGCGGCCGACCAACAGCAGCAACAACAAUACGGCGGGUGUAAUGCUGUACACGCCUUGCAGUUGGUGUCUCAUGAUGGGAUUCGCAGUCUAAUAGGCCCAUCCGAGUUCAGUAUGCGUUUCGUGAGCGAUGUUCGGUUCAAGUACUACCGUCUCGGCGUCACUGGAGAAAAUUCGACAUUUUGGAUGACCGUCAUGAUCGAACCAUUUAAUAUACCUACUCGAGCGGAGUACUUCAACAGACGAAAUUAUCAUAACGUCUCCCUGGAGGAGUACUGCGGCCGAAACGUGUUCGAGAAUGUCACCGAUGGAACUAUCCGCUGGUUCUUAAACACUGCUGCCCCGAGCUUCGACGAGCCCCCUAGAAAUCAAUGUUUCACUCUGUUUACCUUUCAUAACACCAAAAUGCUAUCGAGCGAAAAGGACGCGUCAAUGGGCCUGUCGGUCCCGUAUUUCGUAAACAUCGAAAUGGGAGAAAGCCAGUUAAGGAAGCUUACUAUACCCCAGCAUGGUUGCCUUAUGGAUCAACAAGUCGUUCUUCGUGGUUGCGGAUGGAUUCAUACAUUGGAACCCCGACGGCGAAGUUCACUUCUAAUGCGCCAUUCAGGCCAUGCCUCUCUUGGAUACUUCCGCAGAAAACCUUUCGAUGAACAAUUCGCUGAACUUAACAUCAGCAUUCGUAUAAACGAAGGCGACGAGUAUGUGAUGGACGUUGAAUACAAUGAACAAGAGGCCUCAGAACUUCAAGACCAUGUUUCGAAUCCUCUUUAUUGUCAAAUGUAUUGUACCCUAUUUCAUUUGGUAGAAGUUGGAAAAGUCAGUGAUCCUGACUGCAAAGAACUUCUCACUCAAGUUCUUGCGCGGCAAUUUCGACUAUCGCCAUGGUAUUGUGCCCGGAGAAGAAGAAUGCUUUGCCUUGUCUGUCGGAAUUAUUCUGUUCGAAAGCCUCGCUAACUCAAUGUGAUUGAGCCAUACACAAAUCCUUGUUGAUGUUCCUGUCUUUGUCACGCAUUGCCCAGCAUAGAACACCUUUUUCGUCCAACCAAAUUCAGGUGAUGAUCUUUUUUGGAUGGAGAUUUGGCUAAAUUCUAGACUUAGAUGUGCCUCGAGGAGCGAUUUUUUCAGCGUCAUGUUUACUUAGAAAUACCAUUUUUCGUCACCAGUAAGUAUUUCCCAUAGUGAUGUAUCACUGUGGCUGUACACUGUUCGGCGCCAAGUGAGAUACUGAAAAACAGUUAAAAACCUUGUAUCUUUUGUUUAUUACACAGGUUAAAUUUGAAUAAUUUCCAAGUUUCAAAAUGCUUGUCGGUUAUCUAGUGUUCGUAGUCCAUUCCCUCGACCAGUAAAGAGUAAUGCAGUUUGAAAAAAGGCGUUUCUUUUUCAAAACUUUAUUUGAAACUUAAACUCAAGGAACUGAACGUCUUUUUUUAGAAUUGGAAAGUUUAAAAGUACAUAGGGGGUAUACAGACAGCAGAAAGGUAAAGGUAAAGGGAAAAGGGGCAUUUAAGAAAAACCCUUAUUAAAUUUUUGUCAUUUUAAUGAUAAGCUGAGUGUAUUUAUUUAUGUGCGCAAAUAUUGUGCAAAUAUACUGUUUCGAGAAUCGGAGUCCCCGCUGAGAAAAUCUCUCUAUCUCUGCUUAAGCAGCAGAGGUAGAUCACUUUAUUCUGUGGAUCGUUGUUUUCGUGGUCAUUUCCUAAUGUGUUUGAGCAUGAAUAAAAACAGAACGCGUUUUUUCUUUAUCGUGUACCAUGGGUUCGUUUAAAUGUAAAAACGUACUUAACGAUGCUAUCUAUACAGGGUCUAAAAUUAUCUUCUAUAGAUUAGAUCUUACGCAAAUAUAUAUAGAUGUGAUAAGGUUUUCGAUACUUGCGCACUAGACAAAGAAUUGAUUAACCGUUGUUGUUUAUAUCAGACACAACAGCUGUAAUGAGCUAACACUCUUUUGUAAAGAUAUAAUACAUUAUGACUGGCCGGUCGGUACAACUGACUAAAAAGGACUCGAACAAAUAUGUUUAUUUCCGACUAUUUGGUUUUUCAACCAACUAGCUAACCGAUGAAUCCACCACGUUGUAGCCCAUCAGCAAUGAAAAUACCACAGACAUCGGACGACCAGCCGCGUGCAGAAGCAGACUACGAAAUUCGUCUGCAUCAAGACAACACCAGCGCUAUGUUUACAUAUGUGACAAGCAAGAUAAACGAGGUUUCUGGCCAACAUUCUGUGAAGUAUGCAAGCAAACCCAAUACAGUAUGCAAGAUUCAGCCCAAAAGGCAGGAAAGCCUUUAAACAGGCGGUUAUACCUAGGCAAAAAGGACACGCUAAGACUCGUUCCAUGUGCGUGGCUUGUGAGAACACGUACGAGCGCGAAUGCUGUUCAUUCAUGCGGAGACAUCAAUAAAAAAAAAAACGUAUGAUGCACAUAUAUUUUAGUAUAUAGACUAUACAUCUCUACAAAUACCCCGGCCAUUCUGUUAGCUGUAACUGGGCCUCGAGGAACAGAAUAGAAAUAUAUUCAGAAUAAGAAUAAUGACUAUAAGGUGCUUCGUUGCGUGGCCAAUCGUAGAUUUAUGCUUAGGGAAUAUCACAC